AUGUUUUAAAAAACCAAUUAAGUAUCACCUAUCAGAACCCAAUCCCCAAUCACUAUUCAUAAAUUAUCAAAUCCAUCUGUAAAUAACAAUUCUACAUAAGCUUAAUAACCUUAAGCAUAAUCUUAUUAUACUAGCUCUAAGAAUACACCAAUUAAACUAUAAGAAUAAAAAUUCGAAAUCAUUUAAUAAGGUUUAAAUAUUCCUACUCAAUCUUAAAUAUCACCAUAGAAACUUAAAAUUACCAAUAGUGAUUUUGAAUUAUAAAUGUUAAGAAAUGAAAUUACAUUUAGAGAUUAAAAAAUUUAAUCUCUAGAAAAAGCAUUAGAUUUUGCAAAUGAAGAUAGAACUAGAUUACGUUCUGUUUUAGAAUCUAAAUCUAUUUUAUGUCUUAAUAAAGAAAGAGAAAUAGCUAAAUUAUUAGCUGCUAUUCAUUAGUUAGAAUUUAAGAGAAAUGAAAAUUAAAUUAUCAAAGAACUCUAAACUUAAAUUGAGACUUUGAAAUAAUUUAUUCAAGAAAAUGCUUUAAAUAGAUAAAGUUUUAAAAGUGAGGAUACUAUUAAUCUUAAAAAUAAAUUAAAUACUAUCUAAGAUCAAUUAAAUUAAUCCAUUAGAUAAAACGAAUCACUUCAAUAAUAUGUUAGUGAUCUUAUGAAAUAAAAUAAAGAAUUAUCUUAAAAAUAUUAAGAUAAAUUUUUAGAAUGCCAAUAACUUUAGAUUUAAAUUGAUUAAACAUCAAUUUAUCAUCAUGACUUAAAAGAAAAUAGUGCAUAAGUUGAUAUUCAUAAAAAUAACAUCAAUAAUAAUAAUCAUUCUUAAUAAAAAUAAUUAAAUUAAGUCGAUUAACAGAAUGAAAUAUAAAAGUUCUUAUCCUAAAUUAAACAACAAUAUUUGGAAGAAUCACCAAAAAGAGAUAUUGAUGAAUAAGAACCAAUUAAUGUUUAUAGACCAAUUUACAGUUUUUAAUCUACAGAAGACAUCCAUAAAAUUGAAAGAUUAAAUAAGUGA
Messenger RNA from Paramecium sonneborni, 1005 nucleotides. The record is from the annotation of a GenBank genome assembly. NCBI's taxonomy places the organism in Eukaryota, Ciliophora, Oligohymenophorea, Peniculida, Parameciidae.